GUCGAUUUACGAGCCCGCCAAGCCGCCGCCGCCGCCAAACAACGCUCAAUGUUAUCGCGAUGCGUCCAAACUUGCAGCCAGUCCUGCAACAGCAGCAACAACAGCAGCAACAGCAGCAACAACAGCAACUCAAGCAGCAGCAACAAUGAACAAAGUUAUGCGACACAUGUCAAAUUCACCGACACCGCCAUCACCAUUGCGAUCUCUAUCAGACUGCGGCAAAAGCUACGAGGCUGAAGAUUAUGGCGAGGAGCAUGGCGCAGCACAAAAUCUGAGCAGCAAACGCAGCGCAGCGGAAUUGGAUGCAGAGCUGGAGAAUCAGGUGCUGAAUUUAGCGCGCAGCAGCGAAACGCCGCCGCCGCCUCCAAGCAAACGCGCAGCAGCAGCAGCCACGCCCACGCAAGCAGCGCAGCCGCCCUAGGCUUUCAAUCCUGAGGAUAUGCAGCAAGCGCUGCAGCUGCAGCUGCAUAGCUACAUAGAAAUGGUUAGACAACUAGCGCCUGAAGCAUUUCCCAAUCCCAAUUUGGCAACGCAGUUUUUGCUGCAGAAUUCGCUGCAGGCGCUGGCGCAAUUUCAAGCGCUGCAGCAGCUAAAGCAGCAGCGUGAGCCUGUGCAGCGCAACUACUCGACGCCGCUGAACAAGUCGCCGCUGCGCAGUCCAUCGCUGAGUCCAGUGGCGCGUCAUAGCGAGCAGCAGCGCACGCCGCCCAAUUCGCUUGCAGCGAGUUUGGGCAUAAGCAGCGCAGUGUUGACACCCAACACCCCCGAGUAUGCAGCCCUCGUCCAACAGCAGCACACGCCCAAGCCGCUGGCAAGUGCUGCGACUGUGGCUGCUGUUAUGGCCACCAAGCUGGAGCAGUCGCCAGAGGAAACCACCGAUUUGGAGGAGCUGGAGCAGUUUGCCAAAACUUUUAAGCAGCGACGCAUUAAACUUGGAUUCACACAAGGCGAUGUGGGUCUAGCCAUGGGCAAGCUCUAUGGCAAUGAUUUUUCACAGACCACUAUAUCACGCUUCGAGGCGCUUAAUCUGAGCUUCAAGAACAUGUGCAAGCUCAAGCCGCUGCUGCAGAAGUGGCUCGAAGAUGCAGACAACAGUGUAGCCAAAUCCGCAGGUGGUGUAUUCAAUAUCAACACCAUGACCAGCAGCUUGAGCAGCACACCGGAGAGUAUUUUGGGUCGCCGGCGCAAGAAGCGCACGUCCAUUGAAACCACCAUACGUGGUGCACUGGAGCAGGCAUUCAUGCUCAACUGCAAGCCCACCUCAGAGGAGAUUAAUCAGCUGUCCGAGCGCCUGCACAUGGAUAAGGAGGUGGUGCGCGUUUGGUUCUGCAAUCGACGGCAAAAGGAGAAGCGCAUUAAUCCCGCGCUGGAUUUGGAUAGUCCAACGGGCACGCCAUUGAGCAGUCAUGCCUUUGGCUAUGCCGCUCAAGCGCUCAAUAUGUCAGCCAAUCCACAUGCCGGCAGCUCUCUAUGUGGCAGCUCCAUUAGCAGCGGCGAUUGAUGCGCCACUUGGAGCGCCUGUACAUAAAAAUUCUUCCAUACACAACAGCAUAUCCCCUACUCUCUCUCUCACACACUAUCUCGCUCUAUUUAGUGAUAGCAACAGUCGUAUCAGCAUUCACUACGAAUUUAACAGACGUAUAUACAUAUAUAUAUAGUUAUAGCUAUACUUACCCCACUCCCUCUAUAUAAACUAUAACUGUUGUGUAUAUGUUCAAGUAUAACUAAUCCAC
This is a messenger RNA of Drosophila busckii, 1733 nucleotides long. RefSeq names its product POU domain protein 2 (gene pdm2). The record is from RefSeq and is a predicted model, not a curated record. NCBI's taxonomy places the organism in Eukaryota, Metazoa, Arthropoda, Insecta, Diptera, Drosophilidae. Gene Ontology annotation, biological process: regulation of transcription by RNA polymerase II. Gene Ontology annotation, molecular function: RNA polymerase II cis-regulatory region sequence-specific DNA binding; DNA-binding transcription factor activity, RNA polymerase II-specific.